Molecule: messenger RNA, 4430 nt
Organism: Panthera uncia (snow leopard)
Lineage: Eukaryota; Metazoa; Chordata; Mammalia; Carnivora; Felidae
Gene: MED7
Product: mediator complex subunit 7
Exons: 3
Coding region: 1102-1803 (233 amino acids)
Biological process (GO): regulation of transcription by RNA polymerase II
Cellular component (GO): mediator complex
Molecular function (GO): transcription coregulator activity
Source: RefSeq, a predicted model, not a curated record
CUGGAGAGGUUUAUAUUUUUAUUUCUCAGAGAGCCUGAGUGUGCGCGGGGGAGGGGCAGAGACAGAGAGGGAGACACAGAAUCCGAAGCAGGCUGCAGGUUCUGCGUUUGACGCGGGGCUGGAACACACCAACCGUGAGAUCAUGACCUGAGCCGGAGCCCGGCGCUUAACGGCCUGAGCCACCCAGGCGCCCCUCAUCUGGGGAUGUUUUAAAAGCUACAUUGCCGCGGUGCCAUUCACAGUAGACGAAAUGAAUCAUAUGUCUGGGGGUGGGACCCUGGAAUACCUUCCUUUUUUUGGUCAAGCCCUCAGCGUGGAGCAAACACUAGAAGGUGGUUCUUAAAUCUGAUAACCGUGUGUAACGCUUGGCGCUGGUUUUACUAAAGACGUUGCCUUUGAAAAGUUCAUUCUAGAGAAGUGAUAGGGAAAUAAUAAUAAUGUCUGUAAUAUGUCAGCUUCCUUUUGUACAUUUAGAAGAUUCAUCGUUUACUGAUUUAAGAGAGCUGCUACUUUGCAGCUAAAAGGACCUAGGAUAAGAAUUCCUGCUGUGCUUUUUGCUAGCCUUUUGAUCUGGUGCAAACACUUCACCUCAUUGAGACUCGGGAUCUUCCUCUCGAAAAUGAAACUGACAGUAGUACUUAACUCUUAGAAUUGUUAGGAAGACUAAGGAUAUAAAACGUACCUGUCAUGUAGUUGGCCUUUGGAAAACGGAUUAAGUGGGGUGAAACCUGGGCGGUCUAAAAUUGAUUUUGAAGCACCAGAUCAGUGCUAAUUCUGUAAUUUUGAUAAUAAUUUUGUUAUAAGGGAACAUUCUUGUUUGGGGGGUAUGCGGUAGAGUAUUGGGGGAAACCAAUAAGGCAAAUGAGGGAAAAUGUUACUAACAUUUGGAGAAUCUGGGUGAAGAAUAUGGAAAGUUCUUUGUACUUUUCACACAACGUUCUUCUUUAGGUUCUGGAUCCUUCCUCUACUACUUGGUGACGUUAUACAAGUGGUUCAACCUUUCUGAGCCACAAUUGUCUCCUCUCCAAAACGGAAGCAGCUUUUCUCACAACCACAAGAAAAGUACUCACAACCACAAGAAAAGAUUUUUGAUCUUCCGCAAUGGGUGAGCCACAACAAGUGAGUGCCCUUCCGCCACCUCCAAUGCAGUACAUCAAGGAAUAUACAGAUGAAAAUAUUCAGGAAGGCCUAGCUCCCAAGCCUCCACCUCCAAUAAAAGACAGUUAUAUGAUGUUUGGCAAUCAGUUUCAAUGUGACGAUCUUAUCAUUCGCCCUUUAGAAAGUCAGGGCAUCGAACGGCUUCAUCCUAUGCAGUUUGAUCACAAGAAAGAACUGAGAAAACUCAAUAUGUCUAUUCUUAUUAAUUUCUUAGACCUCUUAGAUAUCUUGAUAAGAAGCCCUGGGAGUAUAAAACGAGAAGAGAAGCUAGAAGAUCUUAAGCUGCUUUUUGUGCAUGUGCAUCAUCUCAUAAAUGAAUACCGACCCCACCAAGCAAGAGAGACAUUGAGAGUCAUGAUGGAGGUGCAGAAACGUCAACGCCUUGAAACAGCUGAACGGUUUCAAAAGCACUUGGAGCGAGUCAUUGAGAUGAUUCAGAAUUGCUUGGCUUCUUUGCCUGAUGAUUUGCCCCAUUCCGAAGCAGGGAUGAGAGUAAAAACUGAACCAAUGGACGCUGAUGAUAGCAACAAUUGUACUGGACAGAAUGAACAGCAAAGAGAAAAUUCAGGUCAUAGGAGAGACCAGAUUAUAGAGAAAGAUGCUGCCUUGUGUGUCCUCAUUGAUGAAAUGAAUGAAAGACCAUGAAGGAUGUUUCUUCUUUUUUUUCUUUUCCCUUUUCAGUAAAUGGCGUAUAUUGGUUAAUUUGCUCUUGGAGAGUCUUAAAAGAGGUAUAUCUAGAAGUCAUGUAAAUGGCUUGACUCCAGCCUUAUCAAUCAUGAGAUGUCACAGGCCAUUUCACUUUGUGACAAAUAUAGGCAAAUGAGUAUGCAUACAUUAAGGGUAAUCGCCUUAAAAAGCAGAGUGCUGCAGUUGUGUGAAACAUUCCUGGUUUUGGAGUUGCAUAGAAUGUUGGAGAUAUCCUCAGUAAUAGCAGGCCUUCCUUCAUCUUUGAAAAGUAGAUUUGUCAUUUGCUUUAAGAAUGAUUGAUAAAUAAAGGAUAACAAGCUGAAUAAAUGUGAAAUUCUAAAAUCUUUAGAUUUAUUUUACUUAAAAAUUUACUUAAUCUCUAAAAACGUAGUAUAACAUGCUAAAAGAGAGGAACCCCAUAGAGUUAUAAAACAGCAGUUUUGUGUUUCCUCUCUACUGCUUCUGUAAACACACUAUCUGAGCUACUUGACCCUACCCUGGAUAGGUCUUAUAAUUUUUUUCUACUCAGAUAAUAAAUCCUUUGAUCACUUUUAGUUACAAACAUUCAUUUUUGUAAAUGUCUAAUUAGCUAUGCAUUUUCCUUAAAGCUAUGCUCAAGACUUGAUAAGGCUGGAAGCCUGCAUUGGGAAAGGGAUUUGAUAGCAAAGACUAUUGGAUUGUGUGCUGGAGAUUCUUUUUCCCUUAAGAUGUGGCUGCCCUGCCAGGGUCUACAUUUUUUCACUCCUCUUGGGUCUACACAUGGGACUAAGUUCUUAGCAAUGGAGUAUGGAUACAAAAAUUCAGGCCGUUUCCACAAAAAUUUCUUGGCGUGUUCCUCCAUUCCCUUCUCAUCUGCUGGUUGGAUGGCUGCACCUAGGAUGACUGUGGAAGCCACUUGAAGAUGAUAAAGGUUCAGUCAGUUGGGUCUUUGAGUGACUAGGACUAAGCCCUUCUUUUAUUAUCCACUCACCCACCCUAGUUGAUUUGACCAGGAGCAAGAAGUCAGCUUGUUUUGAGCACUGAGAUUUUAUUUCUGCACUUUUCUGCCCUCCACCCUCUCUUCCACCAGGGGCUUGGUGGAGAAUCUUCUUUGUUCCUGAAGUUCUCUGCUGGUCUUUCUCUUUAUGUAGGCCAGUGGUUCUCAAAGUGUUGUCUAGCAGCAUUACAUCACUUGGGUACUUGUUAGAAAUGCAGAUUCUCAGGCCUCACCCUAAAUCUACUAAAUCAAAUUCCAUGGGUAGGGUCCAAAAAGCUGUGGUCUAAAAAGCUCUCAGGUUCUCAUACACACUCAAGCUUAAGAAUCACUGAUAAAGGUAGUGCUUUUUCCCAGGUGUCCCCUUUGAGUCUUUCCUCAGUUCUUGGUUUCCAGUAUAUCACCCUUCAGGGAUUUGCUCUAUGAAGGUUUCUAGUUCUAGAACUGGCAAAGUCCAGUUUGAUGUGGCCACAAGCCUAUUCUGUAUGUGAAACAUUCAUGCAUCCUUUUCUUUAAAAAUCUUGGGAUGUAGACUGUUGCCAAAUAGAUACUUCUCUAUUAGACAGCUAGUUGGCCAGUCUAAUUUUUUUUUUUUUUCCUGUUAUGUGUUUGGUAUAGAUGUUUGGGCUCAGGGAACACAGUCCAGGCUCUUUAAAGCUUAAAUUGAAGUGCAUAACACUUGAGCAACUCUCCAAAGAAAUCUUCCUUUGACCUCAACCUUUUGUUAACCUUGCAGAUGUUGGGCCAAGAGGUACUAAACCAAUUUUGGCUUGCUUUGCAAUUGUUUGCAUGGAAAAAACUAAAUGAGUCUCAUAACAUUAUAAGAGUCACAACAUCAUUUGUAUGAGGGUGUGUGUGUGUGUGUGUUUAGGGAGGAUUAGGGAUUAAAAUUCCACGAGGAAUCUUAAAUUCUGACUUUGGAGGAUCUGAUCUUGCAGGUCUAGGUGGCACCUGACCAAAACUCUUAAAUUAGAGUUCUAAUGUGAACUGCAAUUACAAUGAGAUGAAGGAGCAGUCGUGAUCUGAUAAUUGUUACAAGGUUAAAAGUUAAUACAGUCUUUCAAUCUUGUGAGGGUCAAAAUAUAUCUCUGCAUUCCUAGUUAUAAUGAAUAUUCCUGAUAGACUGAUUCCUCAAAGUGAGAUAUCUGCGAUAGCCUGGCACUUCUUGAAAUUACUGAUGUCCAGACCACAGAGAUUCUGAUUUCAUUGUUCUGGAGUGGGCCUUGGGCACUGGUUUUAAGAAAUCUAGAUGACUUGACCGUGUAGUGGGCUAAAGGAAUAUUGCAUUCGUACUCUGCUCUAGCUAGUUGAAGCAAAAAGACAAACUUUUGAAAUGAUAACUGUGCUAUUAUAUGAUGAAAGUAUAAAUUGACCAUCCAAUUUAUAGGAAGGGGUCCAGAGCAUCUGACUCAAACUCCAUUCAGAUCCCUUCAUUAUUUCUCCUGUAUGGUUUCUCUCUGUUAGCUUCAUUAUCUUUACAAACCAGCCUUUUUAUGAAUGGAUGGAGAACAUGGCUGCUGACAGUUCCCAAGUGUUAAGUCUUUCUGCCCCACUGCCUGAAAAAAGGAGGACUAAUUAACCAGUCCAGAGAGGAAAUUAGGGGUGGCAUUCC